UAAUAAUAAUGUUUACCAAGACCUUACUUACUAAGAACCUCUCUAUCUUCCGUCCAAGCAUUAGGAACUUCAGGUACAUUCUAAGAAACCCUUUGACUCAGCCAGAAGUGACUAUCUCCGAGACUGAGAAGGAAGCUCAGAAGGAUCUCCCAGUCUGGGAUAGAAUUUUCGAUCACAGAAAGUACAUGGAACAUGAAGGCCCUCUAAAGAUCUCAACAGGGCUUGCCAUGCUUGAUGUAGAACCUUUCCCACGCCUCAAGCUCAUGAAGCUGUAUUACAUGGCUCUCGAGGAGAUCAGGGAUCUUCCUGAUGCCUACAAAUACAAAGUUGUUUCUGAGGAGUUGACCAAAUUCAGAAUGGAAAUAGUAGACCAAAACAAAAGUAUCAAGAAAAUCGAAGAGCUUAUUGGAUAUGGAAUGGUCGAGGAACUCAUUUUUGCAGCUCAUAACGAACUCAAACUUCUCAAGAUCGUUAAAAGAUGGAAACCAUGGGAAGAAUACGGUGAUUAUGACGAUAAACAGUUUGAUGAAGAACUUUCCAAUAUGAAUUCUGAUCACUGGUUUGCUGAGCCAAGCGAGACUUAUAUGCAUGAACGUCAUGAUAAGCCAGAGAGACCUGCAACCUCUGGAUCUGGCAAGGAUGAAUAACCAUAUUGGUUCAAUA
This is a messenger RNA of Moneuplotes crassus, 663 nucleotides long. The record is from the annotation of a GenBank genome assembly. NCBI's taxonomy places the organism in Eukaryota, Ciliophora, Spirotrichea, Euplotida, Euplotidae.